AUGCCCUUUCUUAUGGUGCAGGUGCAAGUCCACACAUCCAGCAGCUGUCUGAGUGUUACAACAUCUUACCCAGCAAUUGGGAACCUCGGGGAUUGGCAUGAGCAUUGCCCAUCCCAGCUGUACCCUCUGAGUAUGCAGAAAAUCUGGUGGCCGGCUCUGGGCCCUGAGGGGUCUAAGACAUCCAGCAGCACCAUGCAGGUGAGCUGUGUUUGCCAGCCCUGCAGCCAGUCUCUCAAACUGGACGGGAGCUCCAAGAUCCUGGACCACGUCACCCUCCAGGAGCUUACCCAAGAUGAAGAGGCUAACUUAGGAGAGGAACCACUUAUUGAAACUCUCCAGGUUGGUGUCUCUUGGAGAUUCAUCCCACCAUCCAGGACGAUGGCUACAGAAAGUGCUAACAGCUUCACUCCGAUUAGGGAAGCAUCUGGUGGUGGUACCAUAGAGAAUCUCAGCCAAAGGCUGGAGGUCACUGGGGACCUUUCUGACAUCAAGUCAGGCCAGACGUGUGUGUAUCACCCCCUGUGUGAGGAAUGCACAAAUACUUUUUUAGACCAGCUGGACACUCAGCUCAAUGUCACCAAACAUGAAUGUCAGAACCACAAAUGCUGUUUGGAGAUCUUAGAGCAAAUGAAUGAACAGCUACAGAAGGAGCUAAGGGAGUGGGCGUUAGAGGAAAGGCUGAUCCAGGAGCUGGAAAAUGUGGAAAAGAGAGUGAUCAAACUAAGGUGGGAAACAGGAGCAGCAACAAAUGCUGAAUCGCGUGGUGGGGGCAAGAUGGUUUGCGAUAAGAAAGAGUUUGGGGAAAAGCAAGAGGAAGACAAUUCUGUAAUAAAGAAAAUUUCAUCACCGUCCCAUUCUGGGUCUGUUCCACACCUUUCCAAUGGAAAACCUGUUUAA
Molecule: messenger RNA, 897 nt
Organism: Lepus europaeus (European hare)
Lineage: Eukaryota; Metazoa; Chordata; Mammalia; Lagomorpha; Leporidae
Product: beclin-1-like
Exons: 3
Coding region: 1-897 (298 amino acids)
Biological process (GO): autophagy; cellular response to nitrogen starvation; late endosome to vacuole transport
Cellular component (GO): phagophore assembly site; phosphatidylinositol 3-kinase complex, class III, type I; phosphatidylinositol 3-kinase complex, class III, type II
Source: RefSeq, a predicted model, not a curated record